Messenger RNA from Zootermopsis nevadensis, 2944 nucleotides. Its product is annotated as fas apoptotic inhibitory molecule 1. The record is from RefSeq and is a predicted model, not a curated record. Gene Ontology annotation, biological process: negative regulation of extrinsic apoptotic signaling pathway via death domain receptors. Lineage: Eukaryota; Metazoa; Arthropoda; Insecta; Blattodea; Termopsidae.
AAAGUUAAAAUUGUCUUAACACUGAUAUUCUUACAUGUUUUGUGUUGAUUGUUAAUGCUUCACUCUUUUAUGUUAUUUUGGUGUAAUUCUAAAAUACAGUGGUGAAGAAUGACAGUUUCAACUCAUAGAUUAUUCAUAUAGAAGCAUAACAGACAUAAUCAUCUCAACAAUUAAAUACAUUUUAUUUAUUAAGGUCUGUCAGUACCACAUGGUCCCUGCAUCCAUUAAAUAAUUAUUAAGAAAUUGAAAUGAGAAUGACUAAAAGCAGUUAUGUUUGGCAUUCCCCUUAUUUUAUUAAUAAGUAGUAUUCAAGAUGAGAUGAAUGCAAUUAAUGAGGGCAGGGACAAAGUUUGUCCAUAAACAUUAUAACAUUUUAGAAAACACAAAGAAUGGGUAAAUGCAUACUGCAGAUGUCAUUAGAAAGGUACAUUUCAUGUCCAUGAUAGCUGAAGGUUAGACAACACUUUUGAUGGUGCACAUUUAGUAAUUAUUAUAAUACUGAUUUUCACAAAAGAGCCUAGUUUUAUGAAAAUACUGUGAAAGACAACUUAUCCCAGUAUUUUUCUCUUAUGCUCUUAACAUGGGCCUAAAACAAAUUAAGGAUAUCAAAAAACUUGAUAAUACUUGUAUUCUUGUAGUGCUGCAUACUGAAUAUCACAAAAAUCUGUCAAGGACUAAACAAUAAACAUAAAAGUUAAUUUAGGUCUCCACAUAAAAUACCUCUUAAAACGAAUUAAAGCAUAUGCCAGUUAAAUGUGGUAAUACUCUUACAGGCAUAACAUGGAAGCAGAAGGUACCUCUAAACUUUUGUAAACUACAAGACUACACAGACUGUAAUCCAGAAGACAGACAUCUUCAUACUUUCUGUCACGGGAACCUCAAAUCCUACAAAACUAAAUUAAAUCUGUCAAAGAAUAUUAAAGAUAAAUACACAAGGUUACAAGUAGGCCUUUCAAUAAUGUGACCCUUAAAAGAAAGAAAUGUGAAUUAAUGAAAUCGAAAUCGCGCCUUCUGUAUGAAAAUUCAUCUUUUUACGCAAUUGUUUUGUCAAAUUUCUAGAGCCAAUCAUCAGCAAGAAUAAUCAUAAUUUACCAUCAACGAUAAUCGAAGGCCUGUACACUACCAUGCCAGUUUCAGAUAUGUAGCGAAUAAAAUACUAUUUAUGUAUCGUAAUCUUAUACGAAAUUGACGGAAAUAAUACAAUAUGGAUGACUCCCCACCUUAAUGUACUUGUUUGACCCAUUUCAGCUAUAAGAAUAUUGAUUUUCCAUGCAGCAUUGCGCAAAUAAUACAUAGCAGUAGAAAUCGGACUCUUAUUUGUGUGACAAAUAGGUUAUGUUCGUUAAUUAUAUUUGUAUAUUCUGUUCAAAUAUAUAAGUGGAAAUGAAUGACUGAAAUCAGUUAUAUGCUGAUAAUUAUUAGGUGUGGAACUGAAAAUUCAGUUGAUGCACAAUGACAGGGGAUCUGGUUGCUUUCUGGGACAUCCCACUCAGCGAUGGCAUUCAUCACAUUGAAUUUGAACAUGGAACAACAUCAGGCAAGAGAAUAAUUAGAGUUGAUGGCAAGGAAGUGUUGCACCGUGAUUGGAUGUUCAAGCUGGUUGGGGAUGAAGCAUUCAAUGUUGGCAGUGCCUGCUGUCUUAUCAAGGUUGAGCCUGUUGGAGGCUUCUCGUACUCAUAUUCCCUCGAGGUGAAUGGAGAGAGCUAUCAGAGAUUUUCUGAGAUACAAAGCAAGGCAAUAAAUACCUGGAUUGUUCAUAUCAGAAAUGAGACGUUUCGAGUUGUUCUGGAGAAAGACACACUAGAUGUGUGGGUCAAUGGGGAAAAGCUUCAAGUAAUGGGGGAAUUUGUGGAGGAUGGAACUGAGACACACUUCGCACUGGGGGACAUGCCUGCAUACAUAAAGGCAGUGACAAGUGGAAAGCGUCGUGAAGGCAUCAUUCACAGUCUCAUUGUGAACAACACUGUGAUACCUGAGGCAAAUGAGUGAUAAAACAUUAACUUGAAUGGUCCCUCUUUUUGCUCUUUCCUUCACUUCACUUGCACUCCUCAUUACUGAACCAUCCAUCUAACCUAAGUUCUAUCAGAAAUCUAACAGACCUUUUCUUGUAGGAUUUAAGAUUUUCACAGCAGUUAGUCUGAAGAUCGCUCUCUUCUGGUGUAUUGUUCACUGUAUUUCUUUGAAAGAAUUCCAAAUCUUUGGCAUAUCCUAAAUUACCAAGUUACAGACUUUCAACUGACUUUCAUUUACCCAGAGUCAUUGCAACAUCACGUUUGCUGUUGCUUUAAAUGCUAUUGCCUCUUGAUGUGGGUUUCCAUCACUGUAUAGCAACCAGCGUCCUCACACCACAUUUUUCAGUUAAUUUCAGAAUACAUCUGUUUCCAUGCAUUUAAUCUUAUACCAUACCAAACUGAACUUGCCUCAUUAUAUAUUUCUAACCCUAUAUUCCACGUUGUCUAAAAACGUCUAAGUCACAUUCCUAUUUGCUGCGAGACCAAUUCAUUAAUUUUUUGUAACUGAAAUUUCAAAUGAAUGAGACUUCACACUGUUAUCCCGAAGUUUUAAUGUAUUUUUGUACCUCAUAUAAUAUUUACCAAUCGUAUUUAAGGGAAAUUUAUGAGUUAUGUGUUUCCAAGAGGGAAUUUAAAAUUUCAGUACACGUUAGACUUCAUAAAGUUUACUUACUGCAGUUUUCACUUCAAACCUCGCAAACUGGUUAGAAGUCUCUUCCGUCAUAUACCAGGUUUCUGCAAGUCUUGUGUUCCACAGAAUUUGAGGUACCAAGUCCACGACUCGGACAAUGUGAUCACAAUCCCGUCCAUGGAUUAUUCUAAAAAGCAUCGCUAUGCGCAAUCCUACACCCUACCACCCUUACCUCGGCCUUGCAACUACAGUACGACACACUGUAAUACAGAGUGAUUAAAAUAAAAUAUAAUGCAAAGCA